Budorcas taxicolor (takin) is the source of this 2190-nucleotide messenger RNA. Its product is annotated as B2 bradykinin receptor-like. The transcript is spliced from 4 exons. Gene Ontology annotation, molecular function: bradykinin receptor activity. The coding region runs from base 584 to 1642 and encodes 352 amino acids. Gene Ontology annotation, biological process: neutrophil chemotaxis; response to mechanical stimulus; smooth muscle contraction. Gene Ontology annotation, cellular component: membrane. Lineage: Eukaryota; Metazoa; Chordata; Mammalia; Artiodactyla; Bovidae. The record is from RefSeq and is a predicted model, not a curated record.
GCUCAGAAGCCAGGAGGAGCCCCGGGCAGCCGCAGCCACCCUGCCCGCCCUCUGCAGGUCUGGGUUCUAGAAACUGUAGCCACCCUGGCUAGGCAGGGCGCUGAGCAGAAGCUGGCGUGCUGGGCUAGGCUGGAGGCGGAGGGAGGAAGUGCCCAGAAGGGCGAUGACAUCACGACUCAGCCCUUGAAAGAUGAGCUGUUCCCGCCGCCACUUCAGCUCCGCUCCGGAGGCUCCUGGGAGGACUGGGGACCUGGAGCAGCCUCGCUGGACCAGGGAGCCACGGAGGUGUCCUCGAUUAUGCUCCAGACAAGGGAGGCCCUCACUCACCUCCCCCUCUGAGUCCCAGUGUUCUCAGCCUGGAAGAGACCAAUGUUCCCAUCCAUUCAUGAGGACACCAAGCCCACCACUGCCUCCUUUGGCAGUCCAGCCAAUGACAUCAUCAUCAGAGCGGGGGUUAUAUAAUUUAAGGCCACCACGCUUCCACGGUGCUUCCCAGAACAGAAAACAUCUCCAAAGACAGCUCUCACCAUCAGAAAGCCCAGCUGAAGUUGUGAUACCUUUCAUUUUGCCUGAGUCACCGUGAAUGGCGUCCUGGGCCCUCCUGGAGCUCCAGACUCCCAACCAGAGCCAGCCCCUGCCCCCGAACGCCACGUCCUGUGACGAAGCUUGGGAAGCCUGGGCCCUGCUGCACCGAGUGUUGCCCACCUGCGUCCUCUCCAUCUGCCUCUGCGGGCUCUUGGGGAACCUCUUCGUGCUGUCCGUCUUCCUCGUGGCCCGACGGCGUCUGAACGCGGCCGAAAUCUACCUGGCCAACCUGGCGGCUUCUGACCUGGUGUUCGUCUUGGGCUUGCCCUUCUGGGCGGAGAACAUCCGGAAUGAAUUCAACUGGCCUUUCGGAGCGCUCCUCUGCCGCCUGGUCAACGGCGUCAUCAAGGCCAACCUCUUCAUCAGUGUCUUCCUGGUCGUGGCCAUCAGCCAGGACCGCUACUGUGCACUGGUGUAUCCCAUGGCCAGCCGGAGGCGGCGGCGGCGGCGGUGGGCCCAGGGCACCUGUCUGCUCAUCUGGGCCGUGGGGGCCCUCCUGAGUCUCCCCACGUUCCUGCUGCGCUCCAUCAAGGCUGUGCCAGAGUUGAAUGUCUCUGCCUGUGUGCUGCGGUACCCCCAUGACGCCUGGCCCUUUGCAAGGAUGGUGGAGUUAACCCUGCUGAGUUUUCUCCUCCCCUUGGCUGCGAUCGUUUUCUUCAACUAUCACAUCCUGGCAGCCCUGCGGGGGAGGCAGGAGAUCAGCAGGACGAGGUGUGGAGGGCCCAGGGAUGGUAGGACAACCGCCCUGAUCCUCACCCUCGUGUCUGCCUUCCUGCUCUGCUGGGCGCCCUACCACUUCUUUGCCUUCCUGGAAUUUCUGUUCCAGGUGAGGGCUGUCAGAGGCUGCUUCUGGGAGAAUUUUAUUGAUCUGGGCCUGCAGUGUGCCAACUUCUUUGCUUUCGUCAACAGCUGCCUGAAUCCAGUGAUUUAUGUCUUUUGGGGCCAGCUUUUCAGAACCAAAGUCUGGGAACUUUAUAAACAAUGCAUUCCUGGGAGUCUGACUCCGGUAGCCUCGUCUCAUAGGAAAGAGAUCCUCCAACUUUUCUGGCGGAAUUAACACAGCGGGGAGCCAGAAGUGUGGCUUCCUUAUCCAUUAUUACUGACAUCAUAAAUACGGAGAAGGGGGCAACAGAGGGUGAGAUGGUUGGAUGACAUCACCGAUUCAAUGGACAUGAGUUUGUGCCAACUCUGGGAGUUGGCGAGGGACGGGGAGGCCUGGUGCGCUGCAGUCCCUUCUGUCACGAAGAGUCGGACAUGACUUAGUGACUUAACAGCAACAGUAGACAGAAUGAUCCCCCCCAUCACCCCCCCGGAGCCUGGGAAAGUCUAUGUGGUAAUGGGGGCUUUGCAGGCAUGAUUAAGCUAAGGAUCUUGAGAUGAGGAGGUUACCCUGGGCUAUUUGGAUGAGUCUAGUAUCAUCACAAAGUUCUUUACAAAGGGCAGGCAGAAGUGUCCAAGUCAGAGAAGGUUGGAAGGAUGCAAUGAAGGGGCCACAAGCCAAGGACUGCAGGUGCCCUAUAGAGGAUGAAAUGGCAGGGAAAUGGGCUCUCCCUGGAGCCUCCAGCAGGAACCAGCUGUGCUGACCUCCUGACUGCAGUCCAGCGA